Molecule: messenger RNA, 2474 nt
Organism: Leopardus geoffroyi (Geoffroy's cat)
Lineage: Eukaryota; Metazoa; Chordata; Mammalia; Carnivora; Felidae
Product: protein ADP-ribosylarginine hydrolase-like protein 1
Exons: 7
Coding region: 423-1943 (506 amino acids)
Biological process (GO): protein de-ADP-ribosylation
Molecular function (GO): ADP-ribosylarginine-[protein] hydrolase activity; magnesium ion binding
Source: RefSeq, a predicted model, not a curated record
ACGGCAGACGAGACCAGGGGACCCCGGGACCACCGUGCUGUGCGCUCGUCUGAAGCGAGGGUUCCCCGCCCCCUCCCCGCCAGGCGGAGCGCCUUGGAACCCGCGCAGGAGCGGUAGAAAGGCGCGCGCCUUCCAGAACAGCCAAGGGCUCAGACUUAGAGGUCGCCGCCCCGCGGGGAGGCGUCCGCAGCUGUUGUGGACGCUGACUCAGGCCGCGGGCUCCCUGGGUGAGGAGCCGGUAUCGCCGUCCACGUGGCUCCUGGCGGGGCACAGGGGGGCGGAGGGGAGGGCGCCGCCUGCGGAGACACGGGCGCGCCCGGCUCGGCUCGGGGAGCUCCUGCCAGCAGCCAGGGUCGGCGCGGAGUCCGCGGGGCGCACGGAGGGCGGCUCCGCGGGGCCCAGGGGCUGGGCGCUACCCCGAGAUGGAGAAGUUCAAGGCUGCCAUGCUGCUGGGGGCGGUGGGGGACGCUCUCGGGCACAGAAACGCCCGCAAGGACAGCAGCGCUUCCGGAAGGAAGGUCCAGGAGGAGCCGCGGGCGAGCGGGGACCAGGACCAGCUGGUGCCGUCCCGGGAGAGGUGGCCGGUGAGUGACAACACCAUCAUGCACCUGACGACGGCCGCGGCCCUGACCACAGACUACUGGUGCCUGGAUGACCUUUACCGAGAGAUGGUGAGGCGCUACGUGGAAGUCCUUGAGAAGCUUCCAGAACAUUGGGCUGAUCCAGCUACCCUGGAAGGUUGCUCACAGCUGAAGCCGGAUAACUAUCUCCUCGCCUGGCACACGCCUUUCAACGAGAAGGGCUCAGGGUUUGGAGCUGCCACCAAAGCCAUGUGCAUCGGCAUGCGGUACUGGAAGCCGGAGCGCCUGGAGACCCUUGUGGAAGUGAGCAUCGAGUGCGGCAGGAUGACGCACAACCACCCCACAGGCUUCCUCGGGUCCCUGUGCACGGCUCUGUUUGCGUCUUACGCCGCGCAAGGAAAGCCACUGGAGCAGUGGGGCAGAGACAUGAUGCAGACGGUCCCGCUGGCAGAGGAGUAUUGUAAGAAGACCAUCCGGCACCUGGCAGAAUACCAGGAGCACUGGUUUUACUUUGAGGCAAAAUGGCAGUUUUACUUGGAGGAGAGAAAAAUCAGCGAAGAUACGGGAAGUAAAGCCACCUUCCCUGACCGCUACGACGCGGAGGAGAGAGAAAAGGCUUAUCGGAAAUGGAGCUCUGAAGGCCGAGGGGGCCGGCGGGGCCAUGAUGCCCCCAUGAUUGCCUACGACGCUCUUUUAGGAGCUGGGGACAACUGGACAGAGCUCUGCCAGCGGGCCAUGUGUCAUGGAGGUGACCUCUCGGUCGCCAGAGGUGCCAACGGAACCGUCAGGAGAGUUUAUUUUGGCCGCGAUGUUUACACUGGCCCUGGAGAGAGGUGUUUUGGUCCUGCCCAGGGAUGGGCUCGGGGACGUCCGCCCGCACCCACAGGCAGGGGCAGCAGCCCAGACCCCAGACUGCCUUUGGAAAACACUGACAAGACGGAAACACGCUUGGCUUUGAGGAGCAAACUGCUGGUGUUUGGUGCUCCCACAACUGUCCUCGCUGCAGCACGGAGACCAUCCAUCCACAUGCUGUUUCAGCCACAACUGUCCUCGCAGCGUGGGGACCGUCCAUCCACAUGCUAUUUCAGGCCAGGCGUGUGGGGCCAAAGAAGGACGUGCUGGGCCUGCCUGCAAGUCCAGGGUCAGGCAGUCAUCGAAGGCCCCAGUGAGAGACCUUGCCUCCACAAGAGCACAUGCCCAGGCCCGCGGGAGAGUUCACACCACUGGCCAUUCCAAUUCAGUGACUUCUGGGGCACAGAGGGCCAUGCAGGUACCCCUCGAGUGAAAGAGGGGCAUCCACAGGACCAGUGGGGGCAGCACAGUCAGGCCACUGAGAAAGCCUCCACUGAGGAGGGCACCUGAAAUGGGUCGUGAAGGAUGCAUAGGAGCUCAUCAGGAGUGCAGCUGUCGCAGGCGGGAAGGCUCAGUGUGCGGCUGGGACAGAGCACAGCCAGGAGCUGAGCUGCCAGGUGACACUCGAGGUGCACAGGCCUGCAUCCCUCACCCCCGGCAACAAUGGCAGGGUGAGCCAGACCUCGCUGCAAGCCCCAGGGGGGUGCAGAACAGAUGGGUGUCCUGCCCACAUGCAGGCAGACAAAUGAGUGUGCUUGAAACUGCGCUGGAGUCUUAGGCAGUGACGACUGCUAGAGGGAUGGAGACCCCAGGCGGUACACUGGGGCACGGUGGGUCGUGAGCUUGCAUAGUGACCUCAGGAGGGCAGACUGUGCAAAGCAGAGGGAACAGCUUGUGCAAAGGCCCUGGGGUAGGAAUGAGCUGGGAACCAAUCGAUGGCCAGUGCUCAUGGCCUGGGCACCAGGUGGCGUGUCCCUGCAGGGAGGGCGGGAGCCCAGCUCAGCUGUGUCGUGAACAUGCACCACACAAGCAUCCUGCAAA